AUGACCGCUCUGCUGCAAUCCUCAGCAGCGGAGACGGAGGGCCGCAAGAGCAAUCUAGCGAAGCAGGCGGAAAUUAUGUUGGAAGUAACAUCUUGUUGAGUGUGAGUUAGUAGUAGACUGAGAGAGUGGCAGUUUCUAGACUAAGAGAGUGCUUAUCUACAUGAGACUGACAUUGUCAUAACACGUCAGACGAGUAAAAUCAACUGCAGCUGCGCUUUUUACACCUUAGACUAAGAGCAUUCAUCAUGGUUUCAUGUUUCUGUUCCAACCUAGGGGACAUCGAGAACGGUGUUUGUCUCUUCUUCUAAGUGUCAUUGUCGAGGACAAGCGGAGAUCUCUUCGCAAAUGAUGCAGCAGGCGCGUGACGAGUUAAACGUUCUGAACGGCCGCAUUGCACGACUCACAGCCCAGCAAGGGCAGUCGCGUGCAGACUUAGAGCUACUAUCUCGCAAAAAAACUGCUGUUGAUACUGACCGAUCAAGGGGUUUGCAUUAUGACAUUGUGUAAAGUUGGUUGUAGCGGAUGAUUCAAAUCAAAAUUGAUCUUGGCUUGGUGGAUGUCAAAGUCAAAACUGAUCGGUGAUUGUAUCUUGGUUGGAUGAUGAAGAUGAAAAAGGUGGUGGCGAUAAGGCGAGGAUAGAGCACGAUGAUAGGAGAAGAAAGGAGAAGAAGAACGUAGCACAAGUCUCGAAAAAAUAUGAUAGAAGAUAUUAGACACUGUAAAUCAUCUUGUAUGUUGCUCUAUCGUGAACAACCUCUACGCCAUUGUUAUCCAAAAUUCCCCUUCAUUCCUCGCAAUGCGAAGAGGAGCUUGCAGAGUCUGAUGAUGCUAUUUGCAAGUUGCGAAAAGCCCGUGGCGAGAUGAUGACAAUGCGGGGUAUCAAAGGCCUACCUCAAGACUGUGAAGUCUCAGAAUGGGAAGGAAACCAAGCCGAUUGUACUGCGCAUUGUGCUGUGGGAAGCUGUAUGGACGAAGGAAUUUAUUUUGUGUAGAUUCUGAUCGUAUAAUAGGUCUCUUAUAAUCGUAUAAAUAUCUUUAAUUGAAGAGCCGCGGACCUUCAACCUUGAACCUUGAAUCUAGAUGUACGUCGUAGUGAUUAGAAUUAGUUCUAGAACAACAAGAUCCUCUACCACUGUUCAAGACUUAGUACAUUAAGUUUGGAAGAUCUGAAAUGCAUGCUGACCGUCAUCAUUUGAGCUGCGAAACGGAUGGCCUUCUUUUACGCUACUCGAGAGGUGGUCGCCUCAAAUAACGAGCUUGGAAUGCAGUGCCCCAACGAGAUGAAACGGAAAAUGGUACAUGAACCUUCAACCUAGCGGUUGUACAACAUAGGUGAGUUCUUGUACAUAUUUGAAAUGUUCUUGCUUUACCGAGACGCAGAAAAUCUUCCGCUCCUUCAUCCGAGACGUAUAAAAUUCACAACCUACUACCACCAGGCCUGUCCCUCAUCUGCUUGUGCUGUGGACUGCGAAGUCAGUGACUGGUCUGAAUGGAGCGAGUGUUCGGCCCAUUGUGGGCCUGGCGUGCGCCAUAGGAUUCGCCAUGUACUCCGCGAGGCCGCGGCCGGUGGAAAGCAGUGUCCCUCCACGUCCGACAUGGAAAACUGCGUAGCACGCAGCUGCAAUCAGGAUUGUUAUGAUGCAUUUAUCCAUUUUGUUGAUUCAUGAGAAUGAGUGAAUCAUGUGGUUUGUCGACUACGCCCGGCAAUGGGGAGACGAAGUGAGUGGCACUAAUAACUAAUAGCAGACUGCUGGUAGUUGACUCGUGAAUACGUGUAACUCCGUUGUUGAUCGCGGAAGGAUGGGAACCCUUGGUUUACUAAUUAUACGUGGGAUGAUAUUGUGAUUUCCUCUAACUCAGUCUCAGCGUCCUCUCCAAUUGGACUAGUUUACAGCUCCCUCAAACUGGUCUCUAAUUAGGCGUCCUUUCCGACUGGACCUCCUGGGAUCAGUGUUCGCAGACGUGUGGCACUGGGCUUCAAUUGCGUCGACGUGAUGUGGUCGCGGUACCUGAGGGAGCAGGUACUUGCGCAGCGCCGAGUUCACCGCUCAGACGCGAGUUUCGACCUUGUGGUGUAGAAGAUGCUGGAUCUAAGAAUAUGAAUACUACUAGUACUCCUGUGGGUACUACAUCAUCGAGUUCGUCUUUGGCUAGCAGUAGUAUCAGCACCUCCACAGAACAACAUAGUGCCACCUGCCAAGGCCGCACCUGUCAAGGACACACUGAUUUGGUCGUUCUGCUCGAUGUUUCCUCUGGCGCAGAUGUCGCGAACAACGUCAAAGCAGUGUCCAAGAUGUUGGAGAGCAUGAAAUUGGAGAAGAAAACGAAUGUCCAAGUAAGCGUAGUCGCAGUGAGGGGGCCUAGCUUCUUGGAGAUUCUUGGUGCCUCGUCUCCUGCAACUUACGCUAGUCAGAAACGGGCAGCACUUAUGGUUAGCUUUUGUCCUUCUGUCUCAGCAUCUCGGUGCCUUUUUUCCAUGAAAGAAGAAGAAAAGGGAGAUGAGGGUAUAAUAAGAGGGUAUAGUUGAGAUGAGGCUCGCGAGAUGGAAAAAGCCUUACACACUCCAAAGCGGAAAUGGCAAGAGAGCCAACAGAAGAUCAAACUGCUAGCGAAGACGAGGGAUCAAAAUCUUCAGCGAAAGCGACUGCGGAAACACUGGUACAAUGGAGUUAUGAAUGAUGUUCUCCUAUCCCAUACGAAACACUAGUACAAUGGAGUUCCAUCCUUACGACCAUCCUGGCACUGAUUUCAAGGGGGGAAAGUGCCAGGAUGAUCUGGCUAGAUGGAAAAAACAACAUUCAUAGGAGUGCAGACUUGACAGGAGAAAUUGUGCCUGCACUGCAAAAGGCACUAGCGAGUGGGGCAAGUGGAACUGGAACGACGACUGGAGCGAACGGACCGACCAACGGCCCAUUCGACAUUUGGCGGGGUCUUUAUGUGCUUCUUACCAGACAUCUGAAAUUAUUCGAUCAUUUCCUUUUUUGAUUACACUGAGUUUCUUGAUAUAUAUGAAUGUCAUUUCUAUUUUUUUCUCCUUCGCUUUCAUCCUCCCGCUCUCGCUCGUGCACUGUUUUCAGCGCCAGGUGCGAGACAGGACGCACAACAGAAAGUGCUAGUUUUCAGUUCUAGCAACUUCCUGCCGAAUUUUGCAGCACUGUCAAUGCUUCAGGAACAGCGCUUCCGCGCUCAUCUCGUUGCCGUAAAAAUUGGUGGGAUGAGCAGUUAUGUGAAAGAGGUUUUUUUGUUCACUUGUUAUGUGAACAAGGAGUUUAUAAACUUUUUUUUACUUGUGUUGUAGUUCUUGUAAAAAUUACAGUAGAGAGUUUCAUUUCAAGGUCAACGGGGGCGGAACAAUUUGCAAAUGCUCUUCUAAACUAUUCUGUCGCAGUCAGCAUGGGUUGAGGUUUCCAAGGAGUUGAAUCAGAAUUAUCCGAAAGCUACGAUCAAUCGCAGCGUCUUCCAGUUUGCGAGCGUGGAUUCCUUUCUGACACAUUAUGUCGAAAAGGUGCUCCCGAGCUUAUGCGGCGUCGAUUUGAGGGUCUAGAAGUGGUUGGUGUGGUUGGUGUGAGAGUGAGGACUAAGGAUACCUACGCCUAAAAAAAAGAAAAAGUAAUAAGUAGGAGGUCGUGUUGGCCACAGGAGUCCGGAUGUAACUUGACAAAUAUCAACUCAAUUUUUUUCCAUUUUUUUCCAAUCUCAGACUCACUUCGAAGGAAGAUCUUCUCCAAGUACAACGUACAACUAGACAGAUGAUAAAUUCCUGUAGUCUGUCCUCCAGUGAAGAUGGGAGGUGAUCAGCAAAGCCGCUUCUUGAACAGGAAGGAAGCACGAUAAUGUGGGGUUGUGGAAUCUUUGCACAUCAGAUUUGAUGUUCGGUGGUCUUUACUGGGUGUUCCGUGAAAAGACACAAUAAAAGUAGUUUGACGGCGGGCCA
Messenger RNA from Amoebophrya sp. A25, 3934 nucleotides. The record is from the annotation of a GenBank genome assembly. Lineage: Eukaryota; Dinophyceae; Syndiniales; Amoebophryaceae.